AUGCAUUUGGGUGUUGUUUUGUUGCAGUCCUUGACAAGGCAACGGCCCCGAGAGACGUCGCAAACCAGACCCGAGUCACGAAGCUUCCCACUGAGCGUAAUCGACUAUAUGUCGAGGUCAGAGGCGGCGACGUCCCCGGAAAGCGGCCACGACGAGGAGGAAUCCUUCUUCGACAGGCCGCCGCCACCCCCGCCGCCGCCUCCGCCACCGCCUUCGCAACAAUCGCAAUCUCAAUUGGAACAGCAUAGCAUCGGUGACCUGGCGAAGGAUGACGAAGACAAUGCGAAAGUCGCGAACCUCCUCGAUUCCACCGGUGACAGAGAAACGUCCGAGGAAUUGGUCAGGUGAGCAUAUCACUCUGCUCACGUGUUUCUCAGCUUUACCAGCAACGUACAAUACGAAUACUUUUACGAACGAUCGCGACUUUAUCUACCUAUUAAUAUCGGCUUUUUUUUUAUAUUAACCGUGGCCAGGUAUCAUAAACUUAUAAGAUUCAUGACUAGUGAGGAAAAAACGAUGCAGAGUAUACGCAUCGAAAUAAAUAAGAGGCAGAACAUCUUUUGUCUGUACAUUUUGUAAUAUUCCGUAUUUAAAGAAAUAUUUUAAAAAAUUCAAGGUAUCAUACGAAUAUUAGUUUGCAAGUAAUUAUAUCGAGUUUAGCAGCUUGAUAAAUAGGUACGUUCUUGCUCGAUAGCCAAAACCGACCAACUUCCAUCACGUUACGGUAGAUAAAGAGUUAAAUUAGAUUUAAUUCUGUUCUUUCGAUCUCGUCUCAGUUCAAGUCAACGGGCACGAACUUCUUCUCGAGGUACAAAUCAAUAUGUAAUUUCUGUUGGUCGAGCCGAUUGCGAGUGUGAGAUUGAAGUGUAAAAUCGGGUUAAUUCGUUUGAUAUCCGCAGCAAGUGGAAAUUAAUGGAGAUUUUGCAUCGUAGGUUCGCCCCGCAGAAGGACGACAGGACGACGAUGGAUGGACAGGUCAGAAGACCUCGUCACAUUUCGAGGGACCAUUAUAUUUCA
Messenger RNA from Heterotrigona itama, 1017 nucleotides. NCBI's taxonomy places the organism in Eukaryota, Metazoa, Arthropoda, Insecta, Hymenoptera, Apidae. The record is from the annotation of a GenBank genome assembly.